Molecule: messenger RNA, 1224 nt
Organism: Egretta garzetta (little egret)
Lineage: Eukaryota; Metazoa; Chordata; Aves; Pelecaniformes; Ardeidae
Gene: CCDC102B
Product: coiled-coil domain containing 102B
Exons: 5
Coding region: 1-1224 (407 amino acids)
Source: RefSeq, a predicted model, not a curated record
AUGAAUCAAAACAUGAAUUUAGGCUCCACUCAGAAACUAAUGGAAGACACGCAGGUUUUUGGGACCCAACUAAGACAACCUUAUAAGUUAGCUGGACAUUGCCAACAAGGUGGCCAUCUCUGUAAUGCAAAUCUGCCAUCUCAAAGUUUCCGCCCAUAUUCAUCUCAUUAUCCAGAUAUGCAUACAAAUUACAGCAGUGAUUGGGAAAUUUUUGAAGCGAUAAGAAUUCAGGAACUGCAAGAAGUCAAAGCCAGAGCUGCCCAAAUGGAGAAGACCAUGCACUGGUGGUCAGAUUGUACCGCUAACUGGAGGGAGAAAUGGAGCAAAGUUAGAGCAGAAAGAAAUAAAGCCCAAGAGGAAGCAAGACAAUUGAGAAUCAAAUUAGACAGUGUUGUAAAAGAACUGAGUAUGCUUAAAAAAAAAAUUCAAGAUUUAAUACGUGAGAAGGAAAACGUAGAAAAUGUAACUGCUUGGAAAACUGAAUUCAGUUGCUCAGAAAUGUCUUAUACUAAAAAAGAUGUAAACCAAUUAACAUUUCUGGAACAAGAACCUGAGAAAGAACUGAACAAAACCAACAAGAUUCCUGGGGCACAAGGCACAAAAAAGGAUGUAGAGGUAAUCAAAGUCCAAAGAAGUCACAUUAAAAAAAUCACUCCAAAGCCUCCUGAUUCCUUUCCCAAUGGAGUUCCCAACAUCUUUUUGGAGGAACCUAAAGAAAAUUUGGACAGUACAGCUAGGACAACAAAGAAUGAUUUAAUACAUGUUUCAGUCUUGCAUUUGCAUAUGGCUGAGAUGCAGAAAAUCUUACAGAAGGAAAGAGAAAUGAAUGUAUUUCUGGCAAAAGAAAUGGAAAAUAUAGAAAAUGAAUUAUUCCUGUGGAAAUGGAAAUAUGAAGAACUGAGAGAAACCAAGCUGGAAAGCCUGAAACAGCUGGAAAGACUACAGUUUGAGAAUACCUCUGAAUGGGGAGAGAGAUUUGAAGUAGAAAAGCAAAGUUUGGAAGAAGAAAACAGAAGAUUGAAGUUGCAGGUAAAAGAAAUUCAGGGACUUCUGGAGAUGAAAAAUAAAGCAACACUAACUAAAUCAAGUUGUGAUCAUCAAAAUGCACAAAGUAAGAGGCUGGUUAAAAAUAAGAGUAAAGAGGCAGAAGAAAAUGAAUUCAGGGUUUGGGACCAACCAAAGUUCUUUGCAUGUUGCUGGAGUUUCUACCAAGAUGGUGAAUGA